AUGUCUGAUUUUGAAGAGAAUGCCUUCAAUGAAGGACCCGAAAACUUUGACGAUUUCGAUGCUCCAGAUCACUUUUCCGAAGAUGACUAUGAAGAACCCGCAACCAACAACAAUAACGAAGAUGUGGAAAUGAAAACAGAAGAUGGUAAAACCAUUAUCAAUGGUGGAUUGGGACCUGAUGAUUCAUCGUAUGCACAAGCAGCAGCUUUCAAGUCAAAAACACAAAAGGGUUUAUCGAUACCUAAGGAAAAGAGAACUACCACACCUUAUAUGACUAAAUAUGAAAGAGCCAGAAUUUUAGGAACCAGAGCAUUGCAGAUUUCAUUGAAUGCUCCAGUAUUAGUGGACAUAGAAGGUGAAACAGAUCCUUUACAAAUUGCCAUGAAGGAAUUAGCACAACGAAAAAUCCCCUUAAUCAUUAGAAGAUAUUUACCUGAUGGUUCUUAUGAAGAUUGGGGAUGUGAAGAGUUGAUUAUUGAUCAUUAA
This is a messenger RNA of Lizanozyma spartinae, 486 nucleotides long. It is a transcript of the gene RPO26, whose product is annotated as DNA-directed RNA polymerase core subunit. The record is from RefSeq and is a predicted model, not a curated record. Gene Ontology annotation, molecular function: DNA binding; DNA-directed RNA polymerase activity. NCBI's taxonomy places the organism in Eukaryota, Fungi, Ascomycota, Pichiomycetes, Serinales, Debaryomycetaceae. Gene Ontology annotation, cellular component: RNA polymerase I complex; nucleus; RNA polymerase III complex. The transcript has a single exon. Gene Ontology annotation, biological process: DNA-templated transcription. Bases 1 to 486 code for a protein of 161 amino acids.